Sinocyclocheilus grahami is the source of this 2027-nucleotide messenger RNA. RefSeq names its product rhodopsin-like. The transcript is spliced from 4 exons. NCBI's taxonomy places the organism in Eukaryota, Metazoa, Chordata, Actinopteri, Cypriniformes, Cyprinidae. Gene Ontology annotation, molecular function: G protein-coupled receptor activity. Gene Ontology annotation, cellular component: membrane. The coding region runs from base 158 to 883 and encodes 241 amino acids. The record is from RefSeq and is a predicted model, not a curated record. Gene Ontology annotation, biological process: phototransduction; G protein-coupled receptor signaling pathway; visual perception.
AUCAGUUUAUAGUAAUUCUGCAUUCUGACUGCAACAGGUUUAUCACUACAACAAAGCACUGAAACCAGAACCACUGAGGAUUCUGAAAUAAACUAUCCUAUCUCUCAUCUCUAACGUGGACUAUGAGGAGACUAUAAGUUCGGAGCUGAAGUGAUCGAUGGCUUCUCUAUGUUUGUCAGGUGAGAUCGCGCUGUGGUCUCUGGUGGUUUUGGCUGUCGAGCGCUAUAUUGUGGUGUGUAAGCCGAUGACAACGUUUCGUUUCGGAGAGAAGCACGCCAUCGUGGGAGUGGGCUUCACCUGGGUCAUGGCCCUCACCUGCUGCAUGCCGCCCCUGCUGGGCUGGUCCAGGUAUAUUCCAGAGGGAAUGCAGUGCUCCUGUGGAAUAGAUUACUACACUCCCAAACCUGAGAUCAACAACACCUCGUUUGUCAUCUACAUGUUCAUCCUGCACUUCUCCAUCCCACUGCUCAUCAUCUUCUUCUGCUACAGUCGCCUUCUCUGCACUGUCCGUGCGGCCGCUGCUCAGCAGCAGGAAUCAGAGACGACCCAGAGGGCCGAACGGGAAGUGACACGUAUGGUGGUUGUCAUGGUGAUCUCGUUCUUAGUGUGCUGGGUGCCAUAUGCCAGCGUGGCCUGGUACAUCUUUGGUAAUCAGGGGGCGGAGUUUGGUCCUAUAGUCAUGACGAUACCUGCUUUCUUUGCUAAGAGUGCAGCGCUUUACAACCCGGCCAUCUACAUCGUACUCAACAGACAGUUCAGGAACUGCAUGCUCACUACGGUCUGCUGUGGAAAGAACCCGUUUGGUGAGGAGGAGACCAGCAUGACGGCCUCCAGUAAGACUCAAUCCUCGGUGGUCUCGUCCAGUCAGGUGGCUCCCGCCUGACCGACAACUUUACAAAUGCACCCAGCAGCCUCCUACAGGCCAAAUAUGUCACUCCACAUCAUCCCGUCUGCAACUACAUCUACUACUUCACUUAUUUCUGCCCUGGAGUCUUACACGUUUUGUAAAAACUGGCCAAUCAGAUCCCUAUAAUACUGCUGUAUGUUGCUGCAUGUGAUUGUGUAUUCACAUGGAAAAUACUUGCAAUGUGUUUAGUAACUUGAUGGCAUUCCCAUGUAUUUAUCUCAACAGCUGUUCCAAUAGUUUUGGCUGAUAAUCCAGCUGUUAGAUGAGUAUUUAGCUAUGAUCAGUUAUGAUUUUGUAAAGUCAUGUUCUGAUUUUGACCAGUUAACCUUUUAUAGGCUUAAGUUCUGAGUCCAUGUGCGGUUUCUUUAUAAAGUUUGAUGUUGAUGAGAUUGAGUGCUGGAGCCAGACGAGACCUCAGGAGAUUCACCACACACCCAGCGAAACAGAUCUCUGAACGUUUAGAUGUAAAUGUCAUCUGUGGAAGAAUAUGUAAAUGCGUAAAGACAUGACACUGUCUGCAGAUUACAAAAUAUAGGGGCAAAGCAGAAAUAAAAGUUCAUGUAAAACCAAAAAUGUUUACUAAAAACCAUGACAAAGAAAACUGGGAUUGUUACACAAUGUUUUAGUAAAGUUUGUCUUUAUUGAUAAAAUGUCCCUCUUUCUCCCCAAAAAAGUAAACAAUUCCAGCAGAAUAUCUACAAAAAUUAUGCACACACAUUGGUUUGGACCCAUUCAAGAAAGACCCAAACCCUUCAAAUAAUAAUAAUUAAUACAAAUAAGCCUAUUUUGUUAAUCAUAUAGUAACUUGUAGUCCAAGGCAUCGUGGGUUUAAAACGGACUGCCAUUGAACAGUGCAGGCACAAAUAUCCCAUCAGAAACGUUAUUCAAAUAACAGUAUGAAAUUAUCAUACAGCUAUAAAUAUUGCUAUGGAGAAGGUCUUGUAUAAUCCAGUGCAUAAUUGGCUCUCCCCAAGUGUGGGGUCAGUGCGUCACAUGACUGCAGGGCCCCAGGACCCUGGAGUCCACAAUUAAUUAAACAAACUCCUAAUUCAAAGUCAAUAAUUGAAUACUAUAGCAAUAGAAAAUCAAUAAACUCAUCAUAGCAAGAACAAGCGGUGAA